AUGGAAUUUCUCAAAACCUGUAAUACGAAUGCGCAAGCUAUAGGAGACUUUGAGGCUAUCGCAUAUCAAGCCUUCUCUAUCACACGCACCACCACCACCCCCACUUCCUCGAGGACGCGCGACUGGAACACGUCCGAAGACAUACGCGCAGUCGAAGCCCGGCUGCGACAGGACCUGCAACUAGUCGCGCAAGAUGCAUCUCGGCCGUGGCUAUGGCUGUUCAAGCCGACGACCGUCGACAAGCUAGAGCCGAACGAUGCCGAACCCCUAGAGCUCGACGGCUAUCGCCUGCACAGCGAGCAGACAGGAUGCACCAAGGCCAUCGAUCUAGUGCGACCCCCCAUGCGCCCGGGCAAUCCGAACACCACUGCCACCUCGACCAACUCCCCAUCGACCACACAACCACAAAGAGGCCUACAUGCUGGCAGCGCGAGGUCAUCACAGGGCAGCAGUCAGCCUCAAGCAUCCGAUUCCCCUUCACCACCCGAUUGUUUCACUAUCUAUGAGCUCUUCACAUCGUCUGUCAUCGCACUCAUCUCGUUCAACGUCGUCAAAGAUUGCAACGUGACUGCCUUGAACUACCGCACAUUUGUGUCCAAGGCUUGCAAACGAGCUGACGACGAUCCAUACGAGACCGAAGCGCCAGCUCCUGUGCAUCGCCUUACUAGCGUGAAUGUACAUUGGGCUAGCUCAGGCACACUCCUAGUCUCGACUUACACUGACUACAAGACUGACAUUCGCUGCAUCGGCGACAUCUCAACACAAGCUGAAGAAAAAUGGCUUACUGGCAAAUGCAUACGAGUUGCUCCGAAUGGAUUGCUCGCAACAAUCUCGAGUUUUGAUGAUCCCCUUGAUUCUAUCAUAGAGGAGAUCGGUCUCCGUCACAGAAAGCGUACUAGACUCGCCACUCUGGAGCAAAGCAUCGAGAGCUGGAAGUCGAGUGUGAAGCGUUGGUUAGGCUGGAAGGGUUAUGCUUUGCCUGAUCUGGAGAAGAAAAGCUCCUGGGUCAGAAUACGUACGACCUUGACGAAUAGCCCUACAGCCUCUAGCCCAGCUUUUGCAGGCCCAGAUCGGGACGUGCUCUGGCCGCGCGCAUUGUGUUUCUUUCACAGCUCAGAAGAACAUGACAUGACGUCCGCAGACUCGACUGUUGGAGGACAUAGUAUGCUAAGAUGGUAUGAGACACCAGAAUCCAUGGGCUUCAAAGACCCACUUGAUGCUGCACAAGAGUGGUUUCUGGGGAAACUGGACCGUGACAAGAUUCUUGAGGCCAGACGGAAAGCGAAAAAAGCGGAGGAAGACUCUGCCCGUCGUAAAGACGAACAACAGAACCUGUUUCCGUCAUCGCCACUAAACGCCCGUGGUGGAGCCUAUGGUGACCUGCAUGCUGUAGGCGGUGUCUACCCCACCCCUCCAGAUGGGGUUGCUCCUGGCACUGCAGUAUCCCACAGUGACACGCCGAGCGUGUCUGGUACAGUCUCCAACGUUAUCCUAGCACCUGGAGGCAGCAACCCUGCCAUCAACCUCUCAGCUCCACAGGCCGACACGAAAAUGGACGAACAACAGAUGCCUUUGACCUCUCCCGUCGUUCCGUCCGCGCCGGACAACUUCAACGCAUCCAGUGGCAACGAUGACCUGUUUGGUGACAUGGACGAAGACGGGUAUGGAGGCGAUCGUAUCAACGACGACGACUUCGACUUUUUUGACGGACCAGACGAUAACGACGUUGACAUGCUAGACGCACCCGCGCUACCUGAAAUCAAUGUAGUACCUAUCGACACUUCGCACGAACAAGAGUCUCAAGCCGCUGCUGAACAUCCGCCUGAGGAGGACUCCUCUGACCCCUUCGCUGCGCUCGAGAGCGCGUUGGCUACAGCCUCUGAGCCUGCCAUGGAUGUGGAGAAGGAAGACAAAGGCAAGCAGCCAAUGACCACGGAAGUGCCCUUGAUCGAAAGCCCCGACCUGUCUGAUGAGAAACCGGUUGCCCCAAUAGCUAAAGCAAAGGUUUCGUUCUCCAAGGAGCCUACUCCACCGCUAAGCCCUAGCGCAAUUUCCAAGGCACUGCAGCCAUCUCCGCCCAAGAAGUUAGCAUCGCACACUCGAUCAAACCAACCUGUGGACAUCAAAAAUGAUGCUCAUUUCAGUCCAGUGGUUUUCAGUCGGAAGAUGAGCAUGUCUGAUGCAAAGUACCAAGACGGACGAUUCAGCGCACAUCGCCCUGUGGACAGUGUCAAUCAAAACUCAUCCAGCCCUAGUCCCGGUCCCAGGCCUGUUGUGACGCAGACCAAAAGUCUAAGAGACAUCCCUCUGCUCUCGAAGUUGCGUAUCACUGUGGGUGCCGCGUCCACGAAUCAGAUACCAGAGAUCGCAUCUCUUGCUCGAGCAGCUAGUGAGGACUUGGAUUCCAGUGAUACAUCAGAAGAAUCCGAUGACGAUUCUGGAGAGGAAGAGGAAGCGGGAACACCCGCAGCUAUCAUAGGCGGCCUCAUCAUGCCCGCAAAGAGAAAACUACAGAGUGACGGUAACGCUACACCGCUAUCUGUAACGUCAUUUGCGGAUUCGAUGGGAGGCGACUGGCAUGACUUGCAUGGUCUGCAACUUGAUGAGUUGAAUUUGAUCAGUUUCGAGCCAAGUCUAUGGGACUGGUCCUUGGUCCACUUUCCUUCCCCAGUGGAACGCCGUACAGCUGGCGCGCGCUAUAGCCUUCCUUCUCUGCAUGCGAGCCCCGCUCAAAUGCCUGAUACCCCCACUUCUCAGCCUGAGAUGAGUUAUGAAGUUUCAGAAGAAAAGCCUUUGAGCGCCAAGGACAGUAUUUCCAUCACACAAAUCGUGACAGAUCAGAUUGUAAAGACCACACUCGAUCUCUUAGGAGAGGAUCUACCCUUUGAAAAAGAGCCUGUCAACGGGGCAAUAGCAGAGACGCGCUGGCAUACGGUCAUCAAAGAGAUCUUCCCAGCAGCUGCAGAAUGUGACCUGCCUACUCUUGCAGGUGUGCACGAAGUUUUCCAGGACUAUGCUGCCCUAGCAAAAGCACAGCAAAGGCCAGCCGCGCGAAAGAACGACGGACCAGCUGUGACUGGGAGCCAUCUGUAUCAGAUCAAUGCACCAUUCUUGAGGGUGCGCCGCGCAGAAACACAUUGGGACUUACUUCCUCCUGCAGUAGCUUUUUGGGAACCUUUAGGAUUGUCACCCAUCAGUUCACCAAAGAAUGUCGUUACAUUCUGCAUUUACCCACAUAGCGAUGCUCUCAGACCUUGCCUAGAGAACUUUUUGCUCAACCUUCAGCUUGCCUACGACAGCUGUAAGCUUGGUACACACAGUCGAGUCGAGACGGUUGUCGAGUUUGAAGGAGGUCUUGUACCUGUGAGGGCAAGCUCAACUGUCACACCAGCGGAGUCAUUCAAGCUUCUCAAAGAGACUUGCGUCCAACUUGGAAAGCUUCUUGCCAUACAGCAUGCAAAGAUACGCGAGCAGCAAGAUUCGAAGAUUGAUGCGUUCAUUAUCUACAUGAUUGAUCCCUUCGGCGGCCCAUCCGCGUUGUGGGAGCUGUGUUCGGCUUUCUGGGCACUCUUUCAGGCUUACGGUCAAGGAUCACCAGGACGACCGGACCAGCCUCAGAAGCCAGAUCUUGUGCUUCAGGUCGUCCCUAUGAAGUAUAUAGCUUCUUUCGACACUCCUGUCAUCCUGGAUCCUUCUACGUAUUUCAGCCUUGCACGAGAAGUUUAUGACCGAUGCCCUCCAAGUGCACCUAGUGGAGACAAAACAUCCCUCAGCAUAUAUGCAGCGCCUGCUUUUCAUCUCGAAGAAACACUUCCACGCAAUAUACCAUUCAAGCUUAUCUCCGAGCCGGCUCAGGAUCUGCUUCGAGAAAACACGUACAUGCACCUGGGGUACGCGAUCAGUCUCGAUGGCACGUGGGUGACAGCAGCUUGGACUGAUAGCUGCGGCAAGUCACAAGCAGUCGUCUCGUAUCACUUAGGUACACGCAUGUUCCGAGAGGUCGCAAAAGAAAUCUGGCAGACCACGAUCGAAAUUUUGCAGUCAAGGCGUGUCAAUUGGCGUGUCUGCAUCGCUAAAGCUGGGGUCUUGGAAAGAGAGGAAUUAGAGACCUGGGUCUUCCUAAUCUCAUGUCCAACACAGAUCAACGUAUUCGUCACGUUACUCACAGCGAUAGAUGCGGAUCCUCCGUACAAGUUUACGCCAACCAUAACAGGGCCAAGCACUGCUAUUGGUGGAAGUACAAAUACCCCAGAAUCCACACCCCAAGCUGGCGUCUCCCCCUCGGACCUGGGACCAGGUCUAACACCCGCCGCAACACCUUCCGCCGACCCUUCCGCCACGGACCCGUCCGCAGACCCCGAAGCGCGCUUAAUCGACGUCACAGACGAAACAUGGGGCGUGAUCCUUGCUCAUCGCCUUCACAACACACAGUCCACAACCCAAUUCAGCCCUGCCCUUAUAUCCGGUCUCCUGGUCAAGCGCGGAGAAACCCAACAAACACGCAACAGCAUCUCACACCCGAUCCCCGAUCCGGAACCAGGCCCUAUAGUUGUGGCGGUAAACUUCCUCUGGAUCGGUGCCGUAGGCUCAACACGCGCUGCAUCCUCUCCCUUCCCACCAUCGUCUUCCGGUAGUACCCCGUCCGCUGCAUCCGCAUCCUCAGAUCUCCCUAGCCCGGGUGCGUCUACCUUGCCAAACCCAUAUGCUAGUAACCCGGGCACGCCGCAGAGCCCGGGACCAGCACAGGAUGCGGGACAGAGGAGUACAACGAGUCUUAUGUGGACGCCAACGCCGCAGACUAGAACGACAGCCGAAGGCUUGUUAAAGGAAGUGCUGGGACAGUUUAGAGCGCUGGGGUUGUUGGCGAAACUUAGAGGGAUGAGGGGGACGAGGAAUGGGACGUUACCUUGGCAUAUUGUUGCUGCUAAGAGGGGUGUUGAGGGUUUGAGUAGAAUUGGUGGAGCGGUUUAA
Molecule: messenger RNA, 4971 nt
Organism: Alternaria arborescens
Lineage: Eukaryota; Fungi; Ascomycota; Dothideomycetes; Pleosporales; Pleosporaceae
Product: Mediator of RNA polymerase II transcription subunit 13
Exons: 3
Coding region: 1-4971 (1656 amino acids)
Biological process (GO): regulation of transcription by RNA polymerase II
Cellular component (GO): mediator complex
Molecular function (GO): transcription coregulator activity
Source: RefSeq, a predicted model, not a curated record